This is a messenger RNA of Meyerozyma guilliermondii ATCC 6260, 978 nucleotides long. RefSeq lists its product as uncharacterized. Gene Ontology annotation, cellular component: mitochondrial intermembrane space. Bases 1 to 978 code for a protein of 325 amino acids. The transcript has a single exon. Gene Ontology annotation, biological process: proteolysis; peptide metabolic process. The record is from RefSeq and is a predicted model, not a curated record. Gene Ontology annotation, molecular function: metalloendopeptidase activity. NCBI's taxonomy places the organism in Eukaryota, Fungi, Ascomycota, Pichiomycetes, Serinales, Debaryomycetaceae.
AUGUUCUCAUUCUACGAAACCAUAUUUGAUAUAAAGUUACACCAGAUUGAGAACCCAGACCCAAAAACCUUGUGGCAUCCAGAUGCCAAGCUUCUUGCUGUCUACCAAAACAUUACUCAUGGGUCUCCAAAGAACCAAUUCAUGGGAUGGUUAUACAUUGACUUGCAUCCUAGAGAAGGAAAAUACACCCAUGCUGCCAAUUUUCCUCUUGGUGGUGGUUACCAGUUGUCUGAUGGUGGUCGUAUGACUCCUGUCACCGCUUUGGUUUGCAACUUUACAAAGCCUACCAAAACCAAACCAUCGCUUUUGCAACAUAGCGAAGUUACUACCUUCUUCCACGAGUUGGGACACGGAAUCCACAACAUCUUGUCACAGACCAAGUAUUCAAGAUUCCACGGUACCGCUGUACCAAGGGACUUUGUUGAAACCCCGUCGCAAAUGCUUGAGUUUUGGACUUGGUCUAAGAACGAGCUCAAGAAGUUGACGGCACAUUACGAAACAGGUGAGCCUAUCAGUGACGACCUUAUUGAUCUGUUGAUUAAAUCUAAGCACGUAAACACUGGUUUAUUGAAUUUGAGACAGUUACAAUUAGGACUCUUCGAUAUGGCUCUCCAUACCGUCGACAACGAAAAAGAUUUGGAAACUCUUGACUUGGCCAAGUUGUGGAAUGGCUACAGAGAAAGUAUUUCGCUCUUACAAACCGAUGGAAUCAAAACUCACGGUUACUCCACCUUUGGGCAUCUCGCUGGAGGUUAUGAAUCUGGGUACUAUGGAUACUUGUAUUCGCAAGUAUUUGCCAAUGACAUUUAUUACACCCUUUUCAAGAAAGACCCAAUGAGCGUUGAAAGCGGGCUCAAGUACCGUGAUUCGGUCUUGCGUCCUGGAGAUUCGAGGGAUAUCAUGAUUGGAUUAAAAGAAGUGUUGGGCAGAGAACCUAAUUCAGAUGCGUUCUUACAAGAAAUGUUAGGGUCAAACUAA